Molecule: messenger RNA, 483 nt
Organism: Helianthus annuus (common sunflower)
Lineage: Eukaryota; Viridiplantae; Streptophyta; Magnoliopsida; Asterales; Asteraceae
Product: secreted RxLR effector protein 161-like
Exons: 1
Coding region: 1-483 (160 amino acids)
Source: RefSeq, a predicted model, not a curated record
AUGACACAAUGCAAUACUGUAUCCACACCUAUGGAAUAUGGAUUAAAGUUGUCAAAGGAUGACACAGAAGAGUUUGUAGAUGAAGGUGUGUAUCGAAGCCUAGUAGGAAGUCUGAUGUAUCUUACCAAUACGAGACCAGACAUCAUGUUUACAGUAAGCAAAGUCAGUAGAUUUAUGGAAAAUCCAAGGAGGAGUCACUGGGAAGCAGCUAAACGAAUACUUAGAUACAUCAAAGGAACACAAAACCAAGGAAUUACCUACUCCAAAGGAGGAAAGAAAAUUCUUGUAGGUUUUUGUGAUAGUGACUAUGCAGGAGAUAUGGAUGAUAGCAAGAGCACCUCUUGGUAUAUAUUUCAUUUAGGUUCAGGUCCCAUCUCAUGGCAGUCAAAGAAACAAAAGGUAGUAGCUUUAUCUUCAACGGAAGCAGAAUACAUGGCAUUAUCGUUGGCAGGUUGUCAAGCUUUAUGGAUUAAGGGAAUUUGA